AUGAAUGUACGUCCUUCCAAAUUCAGCUUCAUAUUAUCGCGUUGCACUGACAUCUCUCUUACAGGGUCGGCGAAUGCCACCGAGGCUGUCACGAUCAGCCUGAUCGCCCCUGCAGCUGGAGCGACCAAAGCUAUCGGAUCCUUCAACCCCAAGUUCACGUACUCGAUCUUUGGCGACGAUGAGCGGAUCUUUGGGUUCAAGGGCCUCAAGAUCAACCUGCGAUACCUCUCAUACAACAUGUGCCCCCAUGUCAAGGUUUCAUAUGACAAGAAGUUUCUGUCUGUCGGAGAGACCGAGGCUGCGGACGUCGACGGAAUCUUGAGAGAGCAUCUCCCUGGAGUCGCUUUCCAAUCCAACAAAGAGUUCGAGAGCCGCGCCCAGAGCCAGCCUGACGAUUUCGUUCCUCCCGGUAACCUUCACUCAAGCUUCGAAGGCGACGACGGUACAUACGAGGUGUGGCAGGGCAGCCUGGCCGACCCGGCUGUGAGGCAAAUUGUCAACCGCAUCGAGAUUCUGGUUCCCAUGUUUAUUGAAGGUGGAUCGUACAUUGCGCGCGACUUGGAGAACACCGAGGACCCCUGGAAGGAGCCCGAAGAUGCCAACCGGUGGACUGUCUACUUCCUCUACCGCAAGCAGAAGUCCGGCGAGACCCCCGAGAAACCCUCCUACACCUUCGUCGGCUACUCGACUGUCUACAAGUUCUUCUCGUUCCGCCCUCAGCCGCCGGCGUCGACCGAAUGGGACCUCCCGAAGGAAGAGUUUGACCUGAUGAAAAAGUUGCAUUGUCGCUCUCGUCUUUCCCAGUUCUUGAUCUUGCCGCCAUUCCAGGGCAAGGGGAUCGGUGCUCGCCUGUACAGCACGAUUUUCAAGCAUUAUCUCGACGACCCUCAGACUUUCGAGUUGACGGUUGAGGACCCCAACGAGGCGUUCGACGACAUGAGAGAUCUUUGCGACUUGACAUUCCUUCGUUCAUUGCCCGAGUUCAAGGGCAUCAAGAUCAACACCAGCAUUUCUCUACCGAACCCCCCGACUGGCACCGUGCCCAAGGAUCUGGUGGACCCAGAGCUGCGCGACCGCCUUCGGCAGAAGACCAAGAUUGUAGAACGCCAGUUUAAGAGACUGGUCGAGAUGCAGACGAUGUCUCAGCUUCCGGAGUCAGUUAAAGCUUCGCUGAGCGAGGACAAGAAGCCGCUGCCCACCAAGGAGGACAGGCACCAAUACCGUCUCUGGAGGCUGUUUGCCAAACAGAGAAUCUACCGCCAGAAUGCCGAUGUCCUCAGCCAACUGGACGCUGCCGAGCGGGCUGAUAAGUUGAACGAAGCCCUCCGCAGUGUCGAACUCGAGUAUGCCAGACUGCUGGAUUGGCAUUCGCGCUGGGAGAAGCACCAAGUCGGUGCUGUUAACUCGGAUUUCGGCAGCAAGAGGAAGUCAGUUGAUGACGGUGAAGAGCAGGGCUCUGCCAAAAAGGCUAGGGUUGAGGACGCCUAA
Molecule: messenger RNA, 1488 nt
Organism: Colletotrichum karsti
Lineage: Eukaryota; Fungi; Ascomycota; Sordariomycetes; Glomerellales; Glomerellaceae
Product: histone acetyltransferase type b catalytic subunit
Exons: 2
Coding region: 1-1488 (495 amino acids)
Biological process (GO): subtelomeric heterochromatin formation
Cellular component (GO): nucleus
Molecular function (GO): histone H4 acetyltransferase activity
Source: RefSeq, a predicted model, not a curated record